This is a messenger RNA of Chlamydomonas reinhardtii, 7265 nucleotides long. RefSeq lists its product as uncharacterized. NCBI's taxonomy places the organism in Eukaryota, Viridiplantae, Chlorophyta, Chlorophyceae, Chlamydomonadales, Chlamydomonadaceae. Gene Ontology annotation, cellular component: membrane. The record is from RefSeq and is a predicted model, not a curated record. The transcript is spliced from 14 exons. Bases 360 to 6740 code for a protein of 2126 amino acids.
CAUUAGAGUUUCCAACCCGAACUGGUGGUCUAGGCAAGGGUAGCCUCAAAUUGUAGUUUCGUCUGAAACCCUUUCAUGAUAGAUAAUUGUGACUUGGGGCGGUUAAACUGUAGAAGUUACGCCGCCCAUAUCGCAGGCAUUUCUUGCAGCGGGCAGUAGUAUACUUGUACGCAUAUUAGUCUGUAUAAUCGCUCAUCGCCCACGCUUCCCAACCCCAAACACCACAAAGCUGGCAGUUUCACGCUGAGCUCAGGGCUGAUUUAACAGAUGAGCAAGGCACGUAGAAUCAUGUGUGCUAUCAUAUACCCGCGCCUAUGUUGAACAAUGGCGCGGCCGGCCGGGCGUGGAGGGCGGGGGCGAUGGCACUGACCGUGCGUGGAAGGUGGCGACUGUCGCUCACAUUGCGGUCGCUACUUGCUGCUGUCGUCGCUGCGUGCUUGCUAGGCGCAUUUUAUACCGCAGAUGCGGCUCUGCAGCAGCAGCUGCCAAAGGGCACGCGGUUCGCAGUCACCGCUGCCACCUCCCAGCUCCCCAGCCGCUACGGUGACCUCUGGGGCCGGGCGGAGGUGACCCUUCCCGACGGCCGCCGCGGCAGCGUGUGCGCGCGGGGCUGGGGCAACGACCUCGCCUCCGACCUGUGCGCCCAGCGUUCUAGCUCCUGGCGCUUCGGCGUCCCCACCAACGGCUCAGUCUUUGGCCAACCGUCACAGCUGCUGCCGGUGCUGGUAGCUGACAUCAGGUGCCCGGGCCUGGGGUCGGAUGCGGCGGGGGCGGCGGCGGCGGGGGGGAAGCUGGGCAGCAACUGUACCGCCACGGUGUACGACAGCGCGGCUGAGGCGGCGGCGGACGGGUGCGGCCUGGACCAGGCGGCGGGCGUCACGUGCUUCCUGUACGACUACCUGACGCCGCCGGGCUCGCCGCCGCUGCCCCUGCGCCUGGUCAGCAGCGGCAACCAGACCGCACUGGACGCCGCCGCCCGGGCCGGGCUGGUGGCGGCGGGGCGGCUGGAGGUGCAGUGGGGCGGCGUGUGGGGCGGCGUGUGCAGCAACCCAUACUACGACUUUUGGUGGGACGACGCACGCGCUCAGGUGGUGUGCCGGCAGCUGGGGUACCCGGCGGAUGGGCACGCCUACAGCGCAGGGACCCAAACCCCACUACUGCCGCCCAUGCCAUCACGGGACCAGCCCCAGUUCAUCACCUUUGCGCAAUGCAACGGCACGGAGCCGGGGCUGGGGGCGUGUCGCGGCAGGCCGAUUAACAGCACGUACAAAUCGUGUGGACCCGACUUCACGGCCCAGGUGGCGUGCUACAGCCAGAAGCGCCUGGCUAGCGCGUUGGAUGGCCGGACUAUAGUCGUGCUGAACGUUGAAACCGGUGGGGCUGUGCGGCCGCUGCCGCCAGAGGUUGACUACGGCGAUUGGGAGGGCCACCCCCGGAUCACUCUGACUGACAGCCGCUACGUUUCGGUGUGUGACCGGGGCUGGGAUGACGCAGCCGCGACUGAUUACUGCCGGCGGCUGACAGACCAGCGGAGCCCGCUCGGUGUGGCGUUCCGGGGUUCGUACUUUGGCAGCAGGACAUCCGCUACUGCGUGGAUUGCGGACCUGCGGUGCCCGGCGGGCGAUGAAACCAACAUCGGGUCCUGCUUAGGCACCUUUUACAACAGCAGUGCCGAGGCGGCGGCGGCGGGCUGCGACAACACCACAAUCGCGGGCGUGCGCUGCUUCACGUACAACUACCUGACGCCGCCGGGCUCGCCGCCGCUGCCCCUGCGCCUGGUCAGCAGCGGCAACCAGACCGCACUGGACGCCGCCGCCCGGGCCGGGCUGGUGGCGGCGGGGCGGCUGGAGGUGCAGUGGCGCGGCGUGUGGGGCGGCGUGUGCAGCAGUACCUAUGGGCAGUGGAACUGGUGGCGAGAUCAUCACGCCCAGGUGGUGUGCCGGCAGCUGGGGUAUGCGGAUGGACACGCGUACCGGGUGGGGUCGCGCAAGGCACUGCUCCCGGGCCCACCGCCCGCGGACCAGCCCCAGUUCAUCACCUACGUUCAAUGCAAUGGCAGCGAGCCGGGCCUGGGGGCGUGCCGCGGCCUGCCGAUCAACCAAACCCGGAUCGCGCCGUCCAAUGGCGGCUGUCGACCCGAGGACGCGGUACAGGUGGCGUGCUACAGCCAGAAACGUUUGAACACGGCGUUGGGCCGGCAGCUGACCCUCCGGGGUCUGGUCAACGCGUCCCGCCCGCCGGGGGGGUACGGCGAGACACAGGGCCGGCCGGAGGGGUGGCUGGCGGGGUCCGUGGCCCUGUGUGACCGGGGCUGGGGGGAGGCGGCGGCCUCGGCCUUCUGCGGCAUGUACACACGCAACACGGGAUCCGUACAGCCGUACGGAGUGCCGUUGCGGGGCUCGUACUUCGGCAGUACGGCGUCCGCCGUCGCGUGGCUGGCGGACCUGCGGUGCCCGGCGGGGGAUGAGGAAAACCUGGGGUCCUGCUUAGGCACCUUCUACAACGGCAGUGCCGAGGCGGCUGCGGCGGGCUGCGACAACACCACAAUCGCGGGCGUGCGCUGCUUUGCAUACGACUACCUGACGCCGCCGGGCUCGCCGCCGCUUCCCCUGCGCCUGGUCAGCAGCGGCAACCAGACCGCACUAGACGCCGCCGCCCGGGCCGGGCUGGUGGCGGCGGGGCGGCUGGAGGUGCAGUGGGACGGCGUGUGGGGCGGCGUGUACAGCUUGCCCCCAGCGUGGUCGUCGCGGUCUUGGUGGUCUGACACGCACGCCCAGGUGGUGUGCCGGCAGCUGGGGUACCCGGAUGGACACGCCUUUGUGGUUGGCACCAACACGUCUUCUCUACUCCCGGGCCCACCGCCCGCGGACCAGCCCCAGUUCAUCACCUACUUGCAAUGCAACGGCACGGAGCCGGGGCUGGGGGCGUGCCGGGGCCCGCCACUCAACAGCAGCACUGGGGCCACGUACGGGCCCGACAAUGCUGUCCACGUGGCGUGCUACAGCCAGCCUCGGCUGCUCGAGAUGUUUGGCCAGCCGCCCACACUGACCUGGCAAUUCGGUAACAACAGUCUUCCGGAGUUUGGCUACGGCGAGAUUCAGGGUCGGGCCGAGGUGUCCACUGGAUACCUGAACCCUCCUGUCGCUGUGUGUGAUCGGGGUUGGGAUGAUGCCGCCGCAUCUGCGUUGUGUCGGCAGUUGCAGUACGGGAGUUGGCGAAGCCGGCUGCUGUACGGAGUGGCGUACCGCGGUUCGUACUUUGGCAGUACGGCCGCCGCCACCAGAUGGGUAGCGGAUGUGCGGUGCCCGGCGGGAGAUGAAACCAACAUUGGGUACUGUCUGGGCACCGUUUACAACAGCAGUGCCGAGGCGGCGGCGGCGGGCUGCGACAACACCACAAUCGCGGGCGUGCGCUGUUUUGCAUACGACUACCUGACGCCGCCGGGCUCGUCGCCGCUGCCCCUGCGCCUGGUCAGCAGCGGCAACCAGACCGCACUGGACGCCGCCGCCCGGGCCGGGCUUGUGGCGGCGGGGCGGCUGGAGGUGCAGUGGGGCGGCGUGUGGGGCGGCGUGUGCAGCACCACGGCCUUGGCCACCUUUGACUGGUGGCGAGACACGCACGCCCAGGUGGUGUGCCGGCAGCUCGGUUACCCUGAUGGGCACGCGUACCGUGUACGAACUGUGAACGCCCUGCUCCCGGGCCCACCGCCCGCGGACCAGCCCCAGUUCAUCACCUACUUGCAAUGCAACGGCAGCGAGCCGGGGCUGGGGGCGUGCCUGGGGUCGGCGCCCAACGGCACGGGGCGGGGCACGCUGCCUGCGGCGUGUCCGCCUGAGGCGGUGGUGCAGGUGGCGUGCUACAGCCAGAAACGCCUCGUCACUCAGCUCCUGGCGGCGAGCGCCGUCACCGGCAGCCGCCCCGGCACCGGCAGCGGCACCGUACUCAACGGCAUCGCACUUCUCAACACCAGCUCCCCGCCGUACUCGUACGGUUACACCCAGGGCCGCGUCGCGGUACGGCUUCCCAACGGCCGCGCGGUCACACUCUGUGACCGCGGCUGGAAUGACGCGGCGGCAACCUUUGUGUGUCUGGAGUUGAGCUACACGCUGCGAAAUGCGUACGGCGUCGCGAUCCGUGGGUCAGCCUUUGGGGCGGAUCCCGAGCGGCCUCCGCAGAUUGCGGAUGUGCGGUGCCCGGCGGGGGACGAGACGGACCUGUCGAUGUGUGUGGGGACCUUUUACGCCAGCGCCGCCGAGGCGGCGGCGGCGGGGUGCGGUAACGACAGCGUGGCUGGCGUGCGGUGCUUUGCAUUCGACUACGUCCUCCCUCCCAAGGCACCGCCGCUGCCCACGCGCCUCGUGGAGCUCAACACGAGCUACAGCGGCGGUGGCAGCAGUGGUGGUGGUGGCGGAGGCGGUGGCGGUGGCGGUGGCAGUGGUGGAGGUGGAGCGACGGUGCUUGGGCGGGUGGAGGUGCAGUGGGCGGGCGUGUGGGGCGGCGUGUGCAGCAGCCGUACCUACCCAAACCAGGCGUGGUGGAAUAACGCCACCGCUCGCGUGGCGUGCCGGGCUGCCGGGUACUGGGGGGGCGCCGCCUUCCAGCCCCGCUCCCCUGAGCAGCUACUGCCGCCGGAUGUGCCAGACGCAGCGGAGCAGCGGCUGCUACAGCCGCAGUGGCUGCGCUACGCGCAGUGCAGCGGGGAGGAGGCGUCCUUGGGUUCGUGCCGGGGGCCGCCGCUCAACUCCACGGGCAAUGCGGGGUCUAACUCAAACACAGCGUGCACGGGCGCAGAUGCCGUGUUUGCGAUCUGCUCCCUGACGCCGCCCCCAGACACGCUGCCGCUGCCAACUGUGGGGUCGCCAUCACCCGCGGGCGAGCCGCAGACGCGGCCGCUUCCCAUGCGGCCGCCAUCGCCGCCGCCGCCAACUCCCACACCUCGGACUCCCUCGCAGCCUGCAGUUGGCGCGGAUGGCGGGGGUGGCGGCCUUGACGCCGCGCCGCCGUCGCCGCCUCGGCCGCCGCUGCCAUCUGGAGAGGUCCUGCAAAACAGCACUGGCGGUGUGUUUGCGACGUCCGCGGCUGAGGACUAUCCUGAGUUGGUGUCAGACGUGCCGCAGACGCUGCCCAACCUCUACCCCGCCACGACGCUUGCGCUGCUGGGUCCCGGUCUGGCGCUGCUGCUGAGCCCGCAGCAGCAGGUGGUGGCGGCGGCGACACGGUACGGCGGCGGCAGGGCGGCGGUGUUUGGCGCUGAGAAGAUGGUCACACGCUGUUGCAGCAGUGGCAGUAGCAAUGGCAGCAGCAGCUACAGCGGUGGCAGUAGCACUAGCACUGGGGCGAUGACCAACGGCGCCAGUGACCCGGCGAUGGACCGGCUGCUCGUCAACGUGGUGGGGUGGGCUGCUACUGCCAGCCGCAACAGCAGUAGUAGCAGUAGCAGCAGCGGGGGCUUGCUGUGCGUCUCGCGGCCUGACUUUGCUACAGCCGCAGCCUACGUGGUGUCACAAGCACCCAGGGUUUUUGAUACACAUUAUGGCAGUAGCAACAGCAGCAACAACAGCAGCAGUAGCAGUGGUUGGCUUGAGGUGCCGCUGUGGGCCUUUGCCCGCCCCCUGCCACACGACACGGCGCUUGCGAAUGGCACGAACGGCACGACCACCGACGCCACAUCCGAUGCCGUACUUUUGCCGUUGCCGCGGCCGUACAACUGCUCGGUGUACAUCAUUGGCACGCACGACACGUUGUACCUGCAGCCGUACAUCCAGCGGCGUCUGCUGUCGUACGUGGCGGGCGGCGGUGGUCUGGUGGUGGCGGGUCCAGACCUCAUGCCCGCAGCCUUCUACACGGAGGAGGAGGAGGAGGAGGAUGCCAGCAGCACUACUGCUGUUGCCGCGGCUGCUGCGGGCGUGGGGUCGGGAGGGCAGAGGCGGCGGCUGCAGCAGGCUGCAGGCAGUGGCGGUAGCAAUGACAGUGGCAGUCGGCCUCAGAUUCCGCCGGGGAGCUUUGAGGUGAACGCGGUGACGGGUCCUCUGGGUCUGGUGCUGACGGGCUUUGUGUCGGACCCCGGUGGCAACCUCACCCUGGCCAGCCCCAGUGUGGCGCACAACGCCGAGCUGGCGGCGGCACAGCUGGUGGGAUACCUGCAGGGCCGCCUGCCGCUGGCCACACCCGACCUGCUCAUGCUGCUCGCCACCACCACACGCACGCGCGCGGUGCUGACCAGCCUCGCCAGCGCCGCCGCCGGCGCCGUCAGCAGCAGCACCAUGGAUGCGGUCGCGCAGGCGCUGGAGCGAGUGGACUCCCUGAUCCGACAGAUUGACGGCCUUGUCGCCACCGCGCCGGCAAACCUGCUAGCGGCCUUCGCCUCACCGCCGCCGCCCCCGCCGUCAGUUAGAAGGCCGCCGCCCUCACCGCCGCCGCGGCCCCCACCGCGCCCGCCGCCACUGCCGCGGCCGCAGCAGAGGCAGCCGCCGCCGCCUCCUGCGCCGCCGCUGCCGCCCGCACCAUUGCCGCCGGCACCACCCAGCCCACCAUCCCCACUCCCAGACACAGGCACCGGCGGUGGCACACCACUACCGCGUCGCGCGCCCUCAGGCCGCAGCCCUUCUGGCGGCGGCGGCCGCAGCCGUGGUGAGACCACUCGGCGGCCGCCGCCCCGGAUGGUGGUGGUGUCGGGCGAUGUGGCAGAGGCAGUCCUGAUGAACGGCAAGCAACAAAGCAAGCAGCAGCAGCAGCCGUAGGCGGUUUGUGCUGGUGCAGGGUCUGCUGUGGACAGGUGUUCGGACCGAUGCUUGAUCUUGUAGGUUUUAAGAGUGGGAACAGUGCUAAUUACCGAACAAAGCAUAUCAGCAUUUAAUGGCAUGAUUGUAGUAAAUGAAUUAUGGUGGCUUGGGUGCAGCUGUAUGUGCGGCCUGGGGGCGACAGCAACAGGGGCUGUAUGUUGUGACUGCUAAAUGGACAUGUGGGUGACACGUGACUUGGGGUGACGGUGGCCACGGAGGCAGUGCCAACGCAUCGGUACACACGACUCUGCACAACAGCACAAGCCCCCAGCUUCCCUUCGCGAUUGCGCGGUGUCCACGUGACCAAAUGGCAUUCCAAGUUAGGGGAUGAUGAGGGGCUCAGGAGACGGUCGUGUUACACGGCACUGCACUACACAUUGCAAGUCCUGACGCAACGGGCGCGUACAUGUACGUAUACCGGUAUAUGCGGCCAGACCGCUUUAUCGGGAAUUCUUUGUAACAUCACGGCAACAGGCCGGCUUG